Molecule: messenger RNA, 1408 nt
Organism: Nezara viridula (southern green stink bug)
Lineage: Eukaryota; Metazoa; Arthropoda; Insecta; Hemiptera; Pentatomidae
Source: the annotation of a GenBank genome assembly
GGAAGGUCCAAUCGAUGUGUGUGAAGUGGAUAAAGAUAAAUACAUAGGGACAUUCCCCAAUCAUUUUCUUGAAGAAGGGAUAAGCAAGAGGUGAGCUGAGUGACUCGACUAAAAAUACUCCCUAUCCAGACAGCAGUGGCUGCCACGUGACCGUCCCCAUGGCGACCUACCACGUAAACAGAGGAAGGUCCUCCUAGGGCAGUCUUGGUAUGGCACCCGCCAGCUUCAGCGAUGAUUCUUCCUGGGACAGCGCCGUCAUUUCUGGAGGGACACUUCGUCCCGUCUGUGGGGACCAUAGAUCCAGGUCGGCACUUAACAUCAGGGACUAUGACAAGAGGAAACGACCAUCGAGUAAAAUGUCGGACACUACCCACUGCAACGCGGGCCUCAACCAGUUCCGCCGCAGCCUCCGGUUGAUCGGGGUACCGCCCCCGCCGAGGCCUCCUGAGCCGGCCCCCGUGCGGCCGCUGGUCAAGGCCGCGCGGCCCAAAGUCUUCACCAGGGUGGAGCGGAGGACCGUGUCCACUGAAGAUGUCAGAUCGGCCAUCCUCGAUGACAACAGGUCCGAAGCAGAAACUGCUAGUCGUGGACUUGUCUCUCGGGCCGUGUACGAGGAGUGGUACUUCAGAAAGCAACAGGAAGCCAAAGCAAUACGAGAAGCUAAGAUUCAAGAAGAAAAACAAAAGAGAUGGAGAGAAGAAAACGAAAAAUUAGAAAAAGAGAAGAAAAGUAAAUUAAAAUUUGAAGAGUGGUUGAAAAAUAAAGAAGAAAACAAGAAGAAUAAAAAAGAUGAUAAAAAAGGACCGAAAAGAUUUGCACCGAACAGGACUCACGGGGAUAAAGAGGCUAUAGAAGCUGCUUAUUUGAAAUGGAAGGAAGAAAAGGCUAAAGAAGCAGAAGCAGCUAGAAAGAAAGAAAUGGAAAAGAAAGAAGCAGAAGAAGAGAAAGAAAGAAAAAGGAUCGAAGCUCAGAAAGCUUUUGAGAUGUGGAAAAAAAAGGCUGAAGAAGAAAUGAAGAAGCAAGCCGCCAAGGAAGCAGCAGAAGAAAGACUGAAAGCUGAAGACAAAGAGAAGCAGAAAGAAGAGAGGCAGAAAGAAGCGGAGUCUUGCUUCAGGGCUUGGAGGGAGGCCAAGGACAGGGAGAUCAAAGAGAGGUUGGCUAAGGAAAGGAGGAAGGAGACGAAGAAGAAAGAGAAAGAGGAGCAGAGACAAACAGAAAGAAGGUACGAGGCAGAGCAGGCCUUCAGACAUUGGCUGGACGGAGUCCUGGAAAAGGAGCACCAAAGGGAUGAAGAAUUGUUAUCAGUGGAUACAAGAAUGGGAGACAAUUCCUUAUAUCCAAUAAUGAAGCGAAUCAAUCAAAUAUUUAUUUCUUGAUGAGUAAUAAACUCUAUAUCUAUUCAUUCUAU